GAAAGCUGCUCUGGUUCAUGAUUUCAUCCUUGGCCAAUAAGAAUCUGCCAUCAUGCAGUGUAAUCUGGAGAGUUACCAGUAAUAUCAAGGACAAAUAUGAGGGUGCCUAUCAUUCAGGAUUUCAAGGAUGAAAGCGAAGAAGGAGAAGAAGAAAGAGAAGAAGAAGGAGACGAGGAAGAUGAAGAAGAAGAGAAGGUUUUCCUUAAGCCGGUCAUUGAAGACAGAAACAUGGAAUUGGCCAGAAAGUGCACAGAACUGAUUAGUGAUAUCCACUAUAGAGAAGAAUAUAAAAAGUCUAAAGACAAGUGUACAUCUGUGACUGACACCCCUCUGCUAAAUCAUGUGAAAAACAUAGGUGCUUUUAUUUCUGAGUCCAAGUACAAAGGCACAGUUAAGCAGAAUCUCUCCAAAUCACUUUAUAAACAGAUGCCAGCCACAAUUGACAGUGUGUUUGCAAGAGAAGUCACCCAGCUUCAGAGCAAGGUUCUCUACAAACAGAAACAUGAUGCGGAAAAAGGAGCUUCAGAUUAUACCCAUAUGAAGGAGCUGCCAGAUGUUAAGCAUGCCAUGGAAGUCAAUAAGCACCAGAGUAAUGUGUCUUACAAGAAGACGUCCCAAGAUGUCCACAAGUAUACGGCAGGGCUGGACAGGCCAGAUAUAAAGAUGGCGACCCAGAUCUCCAAGAUCAUAAGCAAUGCUGAAUACAAGAGAGGUCAGAGAGACAUGAAGAAGGAGUCUGCCGUAAUUGGAAGACCUGAUUUUGAACACGCUAUGGAAGCAUCUAAACUUUCUAGUCAAGUUAAAUAUAAAGAAAAAUUUGAAAAUGACAUGAAGGAUAGAAAGCACCAAUACAACCCGCUGGACAGUGCUUGUUUCCGACAGAGUCAGUACGCGUCAACUCUGGCCAGUGAUGUGAAAUACAAGAAAGGAAGGCAAACAAUGCAUGAUCCAGUUUCAGAUUUCCCGAAUUUAUUAUUCUUGGACCAUGCUUUGAAAGCCAGCAAAAUGUUCAGUGAUCAUGAAUACAAGAAGUUAUUUGAGGAAAGCAAAGGGAGUUACCAUUUUUCUGCAGACAGAAUUGAUCACCUCCAUCAUAAAGGAAACUCCAUCCUCCAAAGCCAGGUUAAGUACAAGGAGGAAUAUGAAAAGGAGAAAGGCAAGUCGAUGCUCGAGUUUGUUGUCACACCACUGUAUCAGGCUUCAAAGGAGGCUCAAAAGAUGCAGAGUGAGAAAGUUUAUCGGGAGGAUUUUGAAAAAGGGAUCAAAGGGAGGAUGUCACUGGAUUUAGACAAGACGCCAGAAUUCUUACACGCAAAGUAUGUGACCAACCUACUGAAAGAGAAAGAAUAUAAAAAAGAUCUUGAAAAUGAAAUAAAAGGGAAAGGAAUGGAACUCAGUUCAGAAAACCUGGACAUCCAGAGGGCAAAGAGAGCAUCUGAAAUGGCUAGUGAGAAGGAGUACAGGAGAGACCUGGAGACUGAAAUUAAGGGGAAGGGGAUGCAGACUGGAACCGAUUCUCUCGACAUCCAGCGAGCCAAGAAAGCUUCUGACAUCGCAAACCAGAGGGAAUACCAGCGGGAUCUGGAGAUGGAAAUCAAAGGCAGAGGAAUGCAAGCUGGCCCUGAGACCAUUGAAAUUCAGCGAGCUAAGAGAGCGUCAGAGAUUGCCAGCCAGAAAGAGUACAAGAAAGCUCUGGAAAAUGAAAUUAGAGGCAAAGGAAUGCAGGUGGGCACAGAUAUUCCUGAUAUGCAGCGGGCAAAGAGAGCAUCCGAAAUCUUCAGUCAGAAAAAAUACAAAGGCGAAGCAGAGAAGAUGCUAGGAAACUAUUCCACGGUGGUAGAUACUCCAGAAAUCCAGAGAAUUAAAAUAGCACAGCAAAACAUCAGCACAGUGUUUUAUAAGAAAGGAGUAGGAGCUGGCACAGCAGUGAAAGAGACUCCAGAGAUUGAGCGGGCAAAGAAAAAUCAGGAGAAUAUUAGCUCAGUGAAAUACAAGGAAGAAAUUAAGCAAGCAACGGCAAUUUCUGAUCCUCCAGAACUAAAGCGCGUUAAAGAAAACCAGAAGAUUAUCAGCAAUCUCCAGUAUAAAGAGCCACAAUACAAAGCUACUCCUGUGACUAUGACCCCUGAGAUGGAUAGAGUCAAGAAGAACCAAGAAAAUUUCAGCCUGGUGAAAUAUAAGGAAGGAAUCAAGCAUGCGACCGCCAUUUCCGACCCCCCGGAGCUGAAGAGAGUUAAAGAAAAUCAGAAGAACAUCAGCAGUGUCCAUUAUAAAGAAAAACUGGGCAAAGCAACAGAUGUGAGUGUCACUCCAGAGAUGAAAAGAGUCAAGAAGAAUCAAGAAAACAUUAGCUCGGUAAAGUACACCCAUGACAAGAAACAAAUGGAAGGGAGACCAAGCCUGAUUCUAGACACACCUGUACUGAGGCAUGUCAGAGAAACCCAAAACAAUAUUUCAAUGGUUAAGUACCAUGAAGACUUCGAGAAGACGAAGGGAAGAGGCUUCACUCCUGUGGUGGAUGACCCUGUGACGGAGCGCGUGAGGAGAAACACACAGGUGGUUAGCGACGCUGCAUAUAAAGGAGUCCACCCUCACAUAGUGGAGAUGGACCGGAGACCUGGGAUCAUCGUGGACCUCAAAGUUUGGCGUACAGAUCCUGGCUCCAUCUUCGACAUUGACCCACUGGAAGAUAAUAUUCAAUCUAGGAGUCUCCACAUGCUUACGGAGAAGGCAAGUCACUAUAAAAGACAUCGGUCUCACUCUGCCAGUACCUUCGGCACAAGUCUGGGGGAUGAAAAAUCAGAAGUUUCUGAGGCAAACCCUAGUUUCUCUUACUCCAGUGAGGUAACAAGAGGAUCUGAUGAAGGAGCCCCUGUCCUUCCUGGGGCAUAUCAACAAAGCCAGUGCCAAGGAUACGGAUACAUGCACCAGAGCAGCAUGUCAUCUGUGAGGUCGAUACAUUCCCAGCAACUUUCCCCGAGUCUGAGGACCUACCGGGCGAUGUACGACUAUAGCGCUCAAGACGAGGACGAGGUCUCCUUUCGAGAUGGAGACUACAUUGUCAACGUGCAACCGAUAGACGACGGCUGGAUGUACGGCACGGUGCAGAGAACCGGAAAGACGGGGAUGCUUCCGGCCAAUUACAUUGAAUUUGUUAACUAGUUUUUCUCCUUUGACCUUUGAGCUUCACUCUCACAUAUUCGAAACCUAACCUUUGUAAAGGAUGAGAAAUGCUUUAAAGACCACAUGCUCAUUA
Tachyglossus aculeatus (Australian echidna) is the source of this 3256-nucleotide messenger RNA. RefSeq names its product nebulette (gene NEBL). Gene Ontology annotation, cellular component: Z disc; focal adhesion. The record is from RefSeq and is a predicted model, not a curated record. Gene Ontology annotation, biological process: cardiac muscle thin filament assembly. Gene Ontology annotation, molecular function: actin filament binding. Lineage: Eukaryota; Metazoa; Chordata; Mammalia; Monotremata; Tachyglossidae. The transcript is spliced from 29 exons. Bases 97 to 3162 code for a protein of 1021 amino acids.